Molecule: messenger RNA, 1200 nt
Organism: Aspergillus terreus NIH2624
Lineage: Eukaryota; Fungi; Ascomycota; Eurotiomycetes; Eurotiales; Aspergillaceae
Exons: 4
Coding region: 1-1200 (399 amino acids)
Cellular component (GO): cytoplasm; nucleus; ribonucleoprotein complex
Molecular function (GO): mRNA binding
Source: RefSeq, a predicted model, not a curated record
AUGCCGUCUCCGACGAAGGGUCGAGCAUCAAGGCCCCGCGGCUCGGAGGAGGAAUUCGUCCUCUUCCUCCAGGGGAUCCCAGCGCAUUGUCGCUGGCAGGAACUCAAGGAUCUGGUGCGCCAGACGGCCCUACACAUUCGCCAGGCCGUCGUCUACGACGACCACCACGGCUUUCCCACGGGGCUGGGCCAGAUCAUCGUAAAGAACGAGGACGAAGCCUGGCGGACCUACCACCGUCUCUCCACCAACGGCUGGGAAGGCCAGAGUCUCGUCGUUACGCUGGCUCGCACCAGCGCUCCCACCUGUCCCAUCGCCGGUCCAACCAAAAGCCCUACACCCUGCGUCGUCUCGCCAACCUACGUCGCCAACUACUCCACGCCGCCCCAGGUGCCGCAGUCUAUGGCCGUACCGCCGUCGCCCAUCUCCCCAGAACCCGUCAUCCCCUCCAGCACCACCUACCACGGCCCCGAAUACGGCCCCCUACUGAGCCCCAUGGGCCUACCCCAGGCCUUCAUCCCCGUCUUCCCCGACCCGCUCGUCUGCCAGAUCCCUCCCAGCGCAGGCACAACCACGCCCGCACCCCCCAGCCCCAUGUACGCUCCCUACGCCAUGGGCAUGUACCACCACCCACGUCGCGCCCACCACCCAAAGUCCACAUACACCUACUACGCAGCUCCCCUGCCCUACGCCCCAGCUGCAACAACAACAACAACAACAGCAGCGUCCGCCACCCGCCCGCCCCACCGCCGCACCCUCUUCAUCCAGAACCUCAGCCCCGCCACCACGCCCAGGGCCCUGCGCAGCCUGCUCUCCGACGCCGGCACCAUCGACCACUGCGAGAUGCCCGCCGACCGCGACUCCGCCCGCUGCAAGGGCUUUGCGCGCGUGAGCUUCCGCACCGGCGACGAGGCCAAGCGCGCCGUCGCCCUCUUCAACAACGCCGUGUUUCUGGGCUCGAAGAUCCGCGUCAAGAUCGACCGUAGUAUCCAGGUUGCGUAUACGCCGGCCGUUGGCGGGCCGCCCCAGGAGGGCGCACCGGUGCAUACGCCGCCGUUGUCGGGGGCGGCGAGUGCUGCGUCUUCGGAUGUGGAGGACGCGCGCGCGAGUCGGCCGUCGUUGCCGAAGAAGAAGCCCGUGGAUCGGUGCGGGCCGUUGGUUGUCAAUGGGUCGGGGGUUGGGCCGAGGGCGGUGGUGACUUGA